Messenger RNA from Dryobates pubescens (Downy woodpecker), 3175 nucleotides. It is a transcript of the gene MAPK8IP1, whose product is annotated as mitogen-activated protein kinase 8 interacting protein 1. Bases 139 to 2229 code for a protein of 696 amino acids. The transcript is spliced from 12 exons. The record is from RefSeq and is a predicted model, not a curated record. Gene Ontology annotation, biological process: regulation of JNK cascade. Gene Ontology annotation, cellular component: cytoplasm. Lineage: Eukaryota; Metazoa; Chordata; Aves; Piciformes; Picidae. Gene Ontology annotation, molecular function: protein binding.
ACAGACUGCGACGGGGCAGGCAGAGGGGCAGUGGGCGCCCGGGGCUCGGCUGUCAUCUCCAUCACUCCUCCUCGCCCUGGGCCCCGGGGACUUUUUUGGGUUGAGAGCGUGUCCUCCAGGGAAGGGGGGUCCUCCUCAAUGCAGCUGCCCUUGAAAAUGGAGUCAAGCACCGAGGAGGAGAGCUGGCUGGAAGAUCAGUGGGAGAAAUGGCUCACCCACGACAUCAGCCUUGAGGAGUUUGAGGACGAAGACCUCUCCGAGAUCACCGAUGAGUGUGGAAUCAGCCUGCACUGCAAGGAGAGCCUGGCCACCCGGGGCCAUGUGAGCCGGCAGGGCGGCGGGGCCCGGGCGGCGGGCGGCGGGGAGACCAGCCGGCUGCAGGCCGAGAUGCUCCAGCUCGACCUCAUCGACGCGGCGGGGGAUGCGCCAGCCGAGGAGCAGACGGCCCCGGAGCCGCUGCAGAAAGAGCCCCCGGCCGUCACCACCGAUGUCUACAGGCCGAAGCGACCCACAACUCUCAACCUCUUCCCGCAGGUGCCUCGCAGCCAGGACACUCUGAAUAACAACUCUCUGGGGAAAAAGCACAGUUGGCAGGAGCGGGUGUCCCGGUCGUCGUCCCCUCUGAAAACGGGUGAGCAGACCCCUCCCCACGACCACGUUUGCCUGAGUGAUGAGGUCAAUCACCAAAACAGCACAACCUCCACCAAAGACCGGGGCACGUCCACGGAGAGCCCGUGCCGGCGCACGGCCGCCACGCAGAUGGCACCCGCCUGCGUCACCUCCUCUCGGCCGCCCGAGAAGCACCAGGCCGCCAGCCGGCCCCCGCCGCACGGCGCCAGCGUGGUGGUGGUGACGGCACGGGGCCCAGAGGCCCACCGGGACCGCAUCCGCUACCAGACAGACGUGAGGCUGGAGGCCACGGAGGAGAUCUACCUGACGCCCGUGCAGAAGAACUCGGACCCCCUGGAGACCGAGAAGCCGUUCCUGUCUCAGUCCAGCGAGAAUCGCAUGUCCAUCAGCUCUGACGUCGACACCUCCGGCUAUUCGGCCCUGGCAGGGAAAACCAACCCCUCCAUCAGUGAGGAGGACGAGGUGCUGGACUACAUGUCCUCCCCUGACAAGACGAACCCGCCCAGGGCCGCCUGCGGUGGCCCUAGUGGUGGCCUCCGGCCAGGGCACAACCUUCAGAGAGCCUCGGUGAGUUCAGACACCAGCGCCCUCUCUUACGACUCGGUCAAGUACACGCUGGUGGUGGACGAGAACAUGCAGCUGGAGCUGGUCAGCCUCAAGCAGUGCUACUCGGGCUACAGCGAUGAGAGCGACUCGGCCACUGUCUACGACAACUGCGUCUCCUCGCCCUACGAGUCGGCCAUCGGCGAGGAGUACGAGGAGGAUGCGCUGAAGCGCGACUCCGUCUGCCUGUCCGAGGACUCCACCCCCGAGGCGGACAUCCACUUCUCCAAGAAGUUCCUCAAUGUCUUCAUGAGCGGCCGGGCACGCUCCUCCAGUGCUGAGUCCUUUGGCUUGUUCUCCUGCAUGAUCAACGGGGAGGAGCAGGAGCAGACCCACCGUGCUGUCUUUAGGUUUGUGCCUCGCCAUGCGGAUGAGCUGGAGCUGGAGGUGGAUGAUCCUCUGCUGGUGGAGGUGCAGGCAGAAGAUUACUGGUACGAGGCCUACAACAUGCGGACAGGUGACCGAGGCAUCUUCCCUGCCUACUAUGCUAUCGAAGUCACCAAGGACCCCGACCAUUUAACAGCUCUGGCCAAGAGCAGUGACUGGGUGGACCAAUUUCGGGUGAAGUUCCUGGGCUCGGUGCAGGUUCCCUACCACAAGGGCAACGACGUGCUGUGUGCGGCCAUGCAGAAGAUCGCCACCACGCGCCGCCUGACUGUGCACUUUAACCCGCCCUCCAGCUGCGUCCUGGAGAUCAGCGUGCGCGGCCUCAAGAUUGCUGUGAAAGCUGACGACUCCAAGGAGCACAGCAAGGUAAACAAGUGUAGCCAUUUUUUCCAGCUGAAGAACAUUUCCUUUUGUGGGUACCAUCCAAAGAACAACAAGUAUUUUGGGUUCAUUACCAAGCACCCUGCUGACCACAGAUUUGCCUGUCAUGUCUUCGUCUCAGAGGAGUCCACAAAGCCACUGGCAGAGUCUGUAGGGAGGGCUUUCCAGCAGUUCUACAAGGAGUAUGUGGAGUACACGUGCCCCACAGAGGACAUCUACCUGGAGUAGGGGCUGGCCUAGGCACCUCCUGCACAGCCAGGGCUGCAGUCUCGCCCCUUCCCCGUGACGUGCAUGGACAGGAGCUGCUUUGAGCCUGGAGGAGGAGUGGGCCUGGGGCAGGGCUCCCCAGGGCACGGAGCACCACCUCUUUUUGUGACUCCCCUUCCUCGGGCUGGGGCUGGGGGGACGGGAGGGGGGAGGGCUGGACAAAUUGUGUUUAUUGUACAAAAUACUCUUAGUUUAUUCUAUUGGAGAGGCAGCUGCUGGCUGCCCUGCCUGUGAGUGGUGGAGAGGUGGGCAGCAGGGUGCUCGGGCCCUUUCCUGCUGCAGGCGGGGGUGACAUCUCCUCUUCCUUGUGACCGUGGCCCAGCUUCCCGUCACAUCCCUCUGGGGUGACUUUUAAUGCAGUGGCAGAGUCGGACUCUCACAGGAUGAAGACACAGCAGCUACAGCAAACAAGAAGCACUUGUUGGCUCACCUAGGAGAUGAGCUUGCCCUGGGUGGGCAUCACCUCCUGGCCAGGCCCUGGGGACAAAGCUGCUGGGCAGGGAUGACAGAGGGAGCCCCACUAUUUCCCCUGCCAGAGUCAGGAUGAGCUAAGACAGCUCACCCCUGCCUCUGUCUCCAUCCCUGUCCUCUUGUAUCUGUGCCCUGGUGAGAGAGGAAAAAAAUACCACCCCUACCUCCCUGCAGUAACUACACCCCUGAGAGGGGACCCUUUCCCUUCCCUACCGGCUGCAGGGGUCAGGGGCAGAGCUGGGCCCCCUCAGGGCUCACCCCUGUGCAGAGCUGGGUGCCUGACAGCAGCAGGGCAGGGAAGGGCUAAAGCCUGCAGGGAGCUGUGCAAAGCACUGGGGAGCCUGAAGAGCUCUCCUGGUCCCUGCAGCCAGCGGUCUCUAUGCUUCAGCUGGGUCUGCUGUGAUGGCAACAACUAUUAAAUAUGAUGGUUCAUGGA